Molecule: messenger RNA, 713 nt
Organism: Cephus cinctus (wheat stem sawfly)
Lineage: Eukaryota; Metazoa; Arthropoda; Insecta; Hymenoptera; Cephidae
Gene: Cypl
Product: peptidyl-prolyl cis-trans isomerase-like 1
Exons: 5
Coding region: 142-660 (172 amino acids)
Biological process (GO): protein folding; protein peptidyl-prolyl isomerization
Cellular component (GO): catalytic step 2 spliceosome
Molecular function (GO): peptidyl-prolyl cis-trans isomerase activity
Source: RefSeq, a predicted model, not a curated record
GGUGUAUAGUUUCAUUUUAUUAUAUUGGUACCAUGUGAAGAUUGACAAUUUGGAGUAUACCGAAUAUACCGUAGCGAUUCUACUAGGUUAUGCCGCCUUAUGAAUCAGUAUCAAUUUUGAAACAAAUUUUUAAGUGAAAAAAUGGCUCUAACAAAUAUUUCAGGAAUUCCUGAUAAACAUUGGCAACCGCCUUUCAUAUCUUUAGAGACUACGAUGGGUGAAAUUACGAUUGAGCUUUAUUGGAAGCAUGCUCCAAUUACGUGCAGAAACUUUGCUGAACUUGUGAGACGCGGUUAUUACAAUGGUACCAAGUUCCAUAGGAUUAUACGUGACUUUAUGAUUCAAGGUGGUGAUCCUACGGGUACAGGAAAAGGUGGUAUGUCUAUUUAUGGAGAAUGCUUCGAUGAUGAGAUUCAUGACGACUUAAAACACACUGGUGCUGGCAUACUGUCAAUGGCAAAUUCUGGACCAGACACUAAUGGAUCUCAAUUUUUCAUUACACUUGCUCCAACUCAGUGGCUUGAUGGAAAACAUUCUAUUUUUGGUCGAAUACAUUCAGGAAUGGCAAUAGUCAAGAGGAUAGGUCUAGUGGAGACUGAUAAAAAUGAUCGCCCUAUUGACGAUGUUAAAAUAGUCAAAGGUUCAGUGAGAAACGCGUAAUAAUCGAAAAAUAAUGUAAUUUUUAAGAAUAAAAUUAAUUUCUUUAUAUAAUA